AUGGGCCCCGAGGAGUACAAGGAAGAGCCAGGCAAGACGGUGGCAGAUGUCCUGAGCCACUGCCAGGUCAUAUAUGAUGCCAUUCAAAACCUGGAUAAGAAGUUUGAUGCCAUUCACAUGAAGCUCUCAAAAAGGCAACACAACCGUCGCUCUAAGAGAAGGACCCGGAAGCAGAAGAAGAAGGAGGAGGAGAAGGUGGGGCCUGACGGUUCUUUCUCUUACCCUGUUAGUUACAGUUCCCCUUUCCCAGUGCUCAGGCGGGAAAAUGACAAGAUCCUCGUGUCGCCUUCCUUUCUGCAUCAGGAAGCAGGGCUAGCUUCAUUUGCCAAGCAGCAGGAGCCCCAAGUGCUUGGAGUGAGCCCCCUUCCGGACCUCUUCACAAAAGCGUGUCCGCAGUAUUUCAUGGAGGACGCCCUGAGUGCCUUUUCUUCUGCUUCUGCGCUGGCCCCGCCUUGCUUUGCCAGUCCCACGGAGCGCAGCAUUGCCAGCAUCUUCUCCACCGGGACUGCCGAGCUGCCUCCAAAUAUCAUGGCCGCUGGCGACGGCCUGCCAGCCUCUAACCCGGAAAUGCUGAAGUACAACGCUCCAGUGGACUCUGGCCGUUCAGGCAGCUGCUUCCCGUCUGGUUUUGCUACAAGCUCACCAAUUGAAAAUGAGCCCAGUGUCAUGAAGUCAGCCUUUGCGGGUGAGCCUUCCGGCUGGAGUGUGGAAGAAGUGCUCCUUUUCCUGAAGCAGAAGGAUCCACACCUGGUGCCCUCUAUCGCUGACCUCUUCAGGAAACAUGAGAUUGACGGGAAGGCUAUGCUGCUGCUCUCGAGUGACCUGCUCAUCAGGCACAUGGGGCUGAAGCUGGGCACCGCCGUGAAGCUGGGCCACACCAUCGACAAGCUCAAGGAGAGAUGCAUCAGCAUUUAA
Ochotona curzoniae (black-lipped pika) is the source of this 915-nucleotide messenger RNA. RefSeq names its product Scm polycomb group protein like 1 (gene SCML1). Gene Ontology annotation, molecular function: protein binding. Lineage: Eukaryota; Metazoa; Chordata; Mammalia; Lagomorpha; Ochotonidae. The transcript has 5 exons. Bases 1 to 915 code for a protein of 304 amino acids. The record is from RefSeq and is a predicted model, not a curated record.